Messenger RNA from Oxyura jamaicensis (ruddy duck), 3434 nucleotides. RefSeq names its product hyaluronan mediated motility receptor (gene HMMR). The record is from RefSeq and is a predicted model, not a curated record. Gene Ontology annotation, cellular component: membrane. The transcript is spliced from 18 exons. Gene Ontology annotation, molecular function: hyaluronic acid binding. The coding region runs from base 91 to 2277 and encodes 728 amino acids. NCBI's taxonomy places the organism in Eukaryota, Metazoa, Chordata, Aves, Anseriformes, Anatidae.
GAGCCGGGAGCCGGGGGAGGCGAUUGGCUCCCCGCGGCGCGCGGCCGUUGGCCCCGUUCGAAUCGCGGCGCGGGGCCGGUGGCUGCCGCCAUGGCCUCGUGUGGGGCGGCCCCGCGGCGCGGCGGCUGUGCUCCAGCUCGGGCCCCGCUGCAAGGUUCCCGUGACGGGCAGGCGUCUGCGGCGGCGAGGAGUUCGCUGUCCUCCGAAAUGCACCAUCGGGUUAGGAAACAGAGGGGUGAGACAAAUCAGAACAGUGAGAAGAAUGCACCUACCCCUGUAAGUGGAGGGAGACCUGCAUCUCUUGGAUCAAUGCCAGUUAGUGGGAGUCUGAAGCCUAGAAAAGAUCUCAUACUCAUGAAAGAGAAAAAGAAACAGAAGACGCUGGAGAAGGAGAUUCGUGCAUUAGUGAGAGAGCGUGGAGAGCAGGAUAAAAAACUUCAGGCUCUGGAUGAGGAUUUUGUUAAGAUUGAAGCUAAGCUGAGUGCUGCAGUUCAGGAGAAAACGUCUCUUUUGGCAAACAUUGCUUGCCUGAAAAAACAGCUUCUGGAACUAACAAGAACCAAUGAACUACUAAAAUCUAAGCUGUCUGAAGAUGGUGUGCAGAAGAAAAUGAGCAGCUUGUGCAUGGAGUUAAUGAAGCUCAGAAACAAGAGGGAUGCUAAGGAAAAAACUGCACUUGCAAAACAGGAAGACAUGGAAAUGAAGCUGCAGGAGGUGCAAAGGAAUCUAGCACAUUCAAAAGGAAAAGUAGCGCAGUUAGAAGAAAAACUAUCUGCUACAGAGAGAGAGAAAGCUGAAGACAAAUUUGACACUGAAAAACUCUUGGAAUAUAUCACAGAGCUCAGUAGUAUUGCAGAAACUGUAGAGAAAUACAAACUAGAUGUUGCCCAGAUGAAAGAGACAUUGAUAAAGAAAGACCAAGACAUUGAGACCCUGACUGAUACACUCAAAACAAAAGAGGAAGAAUCACGUACACUGAUCAGAGAACAUAAUGAAAGGUGUGAGUUGCUUGAACAAGAAAAAGAGAAAGAGUCUUCUGAGAGCAGGGGAAAAAUCCUGAGUAUGAAUGCUGAAAUAGAAGAUCUGAAAAAAAAAAUUGGCUUAGAAGAACAAGAACACCAAAAACUGCUUCAGAAGCAAGAGGAGAUUCUCUCUCAGCUGCAGCAAGAGAAGGAGCUGUCUGCAUCUAUCCAGCAGAAGUUACUAGAUUUUCAAGAUGAGGUAACAAGUGAGAGACACCUCUUGGAAGAAGAGAUGAAGGUUGCAAUGAAUGAACUGGAUAAAUUGCAUGCUAAGGAGAAGAAAGCAGAGAAGUUGGUGAAGUGGUUGGAACAAGAAACCAAAUCUAAAACUCUUGAGCUUGCACAGAUGGAAGUAAAGUUGAAAGGGAAGAAUGCUGAGUUGGAGCAAAUCAAUGAAAUGCACAGCAGUACAGUUCGGCAAAUACAGGAAGAGCAUAGCAACACAUUGUGUAAACUGGGAAAGACUCUUGCUGAGUUUGAAAGCUACAAGAAGACAAUAGCUGAAGAAAUACGCAGCCUUAAAGUGGAGAAUACAUCUCUGCAAGAACAAAUUGCUGACCUAAAAAAAACAAGCCAAGAUAAUCUACAGCUGCUUCAGGAAGCAGAGUACACUAAAGACAAAGCAAAAGAAGAAUGUGCAAGGAUGCUUUUAGAAGCCCAGACAAAGCUUGCACUGAAAGAAGCAGAAGCAGAGAGAACAAGAGAGUCUUGCCUUGCACAAAUGACUAAGCUUCAGGAAAAACUGAAAGAGCAAACUGAAGAUCUACAAAAAAAACUUGAAGCAGAAAGAUCAAGGAAAACCAUAAGUGAAGAUGUGACCUCUAGCUUAAAAGAAGAGAUAAAGACUUGGCGUAAUCUAUAUGAAGAGUUGCAUAACAAAACUAAGCCUUUUCAGCGCCAGCUAGAUGCAUUUGAAGCAGAGAAGAAUGCUCUCUUAAAUGAGCAUGGUGCAGCCCAAGAAGAACUGAAUAAACUAAGUGAUGCAUAUGCGAAACUACUUGGCCACCAGAACCAGAAACAAAAAAUCAAGCAUGUUAUGAAGUUGAAGGAGGAGAACACCCACUUGAAACAGGAUGUCUCCAAACUGCGUGCACUGCUAGCAAAACAAAAGCAAACAAACAGGGAUCUUCAGGAGCAACUCUGUGCAAUUCAGGGCAUUAGGCGGUUUGAUCCUUCCAAAGCUUUCCAGCAUGACAGCAAGGAAAAUAUCUCUCCAAGAACUCCUUUGAAAGAAGGUAAUAGAAACCAAGUGUAAUCUUUUCUUGCUAUGAAGAAAAAUAUUUUACAUCACCAAUAAACUUAAGUAAUACAGAAGAUUUCAACAGACUAUUUGUUUAAGGUAAAAUUGGGUGCUGUAUGUUAUACAUAUUAGCAUGAUUACUUGAGAAGUGAUAUAAAACAGCCAAUUUUUAGAAAAACCACACUUGGGCGUACUCAAAUUGGAGGCCACAGAGGGCUGCAUGUUCUAGACUCCUGGUAACAUCCUCGCAAUCUUGGACUUGGAAGCUGCUUAGUUUGUUUUUCUAACAGCGCAACUUAAGUUCAGAAAAGGUGAAUAAUAAUUAGGCAAAAAGGAUAACAAAACCUGCAUUCAUGUAAGAGGUUAUUUUGUACCUGUUUUUUUCAGUUCCAGGUUAAAUUAAUUUUGCUGAUUAUAGUUGCUUUGAUACCAACGGCAUGAGCACUUUCCAGAGACUUUCUCUUUUGUGGCCUAUGUAAUGCAGGUCAGAUGUAAAAAGUCAUAUUGUACAGUUGGUUUGGAUUUUUUUAUAAUUUGUAUUCAGGACAUGCUGAUUUCUUUCCUGGGGCUAGAUAAUGCAACUAUUGAUCUCCAGAAGAGGAUUUCCAGGUCAGACUUGGACUGCCUUAUCUAUGUGACUGUCUUUGCAUCCCAUAGCUAAGAUUAAGGUCUUAAGGGAAAUCUGUUUUACCAAUGUUGUGCUCACUGGACUCUUAAAUAGUCAUAGCUGUUGCAGCCAGCUGUCUUACUGGAUCAAUGUUAUGUGGAUGGGAAUAUCAACAGAACUUCUUUUUAAUAGGGUAUGAGGAUGCCCGCUAUGCAUUCAUUUUUAUAGACUUGGAUUUUGGCAAGGCGGAAUGAAUCUGAACCGCGUCUAAAAUUAAGAAUGUUUUAGCAGAAUAAAUAUUUUAAAUUAGUUUUUGUCCAUUUCCUUCUUAAACCAGUGAUUAAGAAAAGCAACAUAAAAUUACCCUGUAAGUGACCUAGUGUUUUAAUCUUAAAUCUUCACAAUAAAACGUAGUAUCAGGCUUGUCUGAAAGACAAUGUAAUUCUCAAGCUGUACAGAAGAAAUUAUUUAGCUGAACUGCACAAUAUAGCUUGCAAUUCUUUUACUCUGUUAUUUCUGGUGAAUUUCUAUUAAUAUAGAAAUAAAUACUGGAACUCAAAUGAAA